Didymodactylos carnosus is the source of this 1023-nucleotide messenger RNA. The record is from the annotation of a GenBank genome assembly. NCBI's taxonomy places the organism in Eukaryota, Metazoa, Rotifera, Eurotatoria, Philodinida, Philodinidae.
AUGCAAAGGAGUCGGAGUGUAGCAGUACCCUCUACGGGCAUCAGUUACGAACAAACACUACUCAACGUACCAGAAACGCGUGUAACAGCCAUCCAAAAUGGUUUAAGAGUUGCAUCAGAAGAUUAUGGUCUUCCAACGUGUACAGUUGGUGUUUGGAUUGAUGCUGGAAGUAGAUUUGAAACAGACAAAAAUAAUGGUACAGCACAUUUUCUCGAACACAUGGCUUUCAAAGGUACAAAUAAACGGUCUCAAUCACAGUUAGAAUUAGAAGUAGAAAACUUGGGCGCACAUUUGAAUGCAUAUACGUCAAGAGAACAAACAGUUUAUUAUGCAAAAUGUUUUAGUAAAGAUUUACCUCAAAUUGUCGAAUUAUUAUCGGAUAUCAUUCAGAAUAGUAAAUUCGGAGAAGAUGAAAUUGAACGUGAACGUUUAACAAUCUUACGUGAAAUGCAAGAAAUAGAAAAUAAUUUACAAGAAGUUGUUUUUGAUCAUCUUCAUGCAACGGCCUAUCAGGGAACACCGUUAGGAAGAACAAUAUUGGGACCAACUGAGAAUAUAAAAUCGAUUCAAAAGGGCGAUUUAAUGAAAUAUGUUAGUACCCAUUAUAAAGCACCUCGAAUAGUAUUAGCUGCUGCCGGCGGUAUUAAUCAUGAACAACUAGUUAAAUUAGGGGAAGAACACUUUGGAAAAUUGAAAGCCGGUUAUGAUGCAGAAGUACCAGAUCUUUUACCAUGUCGUUUCAGUGGCAGUGAAAUUCGUCAUCGUGACGAUGAUAUACCAUUAGCUCAUAUUGCCAUUUGUACAGAAGGCACUGGGUGGGCUGAUGCUGAUACUAUUCCAUUGAUGGUUGCCAGUACAAUUGUGGGAAGUUGGGACAGGUAGAAAUAAGACAGCUUUAUUCUUGCCCAUCAGUGUGGAGACAUAUCCCGAUUGGGAUAUCAUUUUUUGCAGCAAAAUUUUUUUUAUAUCCCGAACGGGAUAUAGUUUGAAAUUAUAUCCCGAUCAGGAUAUAAUUCGAUAUCC